Messenger RNA from Penicillium canescens, 2309 nucleotides. It is a transcript of the gene hsp60, whose product is annotated as chaperone ATPase HSP60. The record is from RefSeq and is a predicted model, not a curated record. Gene Ontology annotation, biological process: apoptotic mitochondrial changes; protein import into mitochondrial intermembrane space; protein refolding. Lineage: Eukaryota; Fungi; Ascomycota; Eurotiomycetes; Eurotiales; Aspergillaceae. Gene Ontology annotation, molecular function: protein-folding chaperone binding; ATP-dependent protein folding chaperone; ATP binding. Bases 116 to 1882 code for a protein of 588 amino acids. The transcript has 3 exons. Gene Ontology annotation, cellular component: mitochondrial inner membrane; mitochondrial matrix.
CUUCAUCUCUCCCCAGCUUUCUUCUCUUCUUCCAUCUCCUCCCAACCCCAUACUUCUUCUGGGUUGAUUUCAUAUUCCUCUCUCCCUUAAUUCCUUUUAAUCUGUUUCCAUAGCCAUGCAGCGCGCUCUCUCCGCCCGGACUUCUGUCCUCUCGGCCGCUUCCAAGCGCGCCCCUUUCGCCCGCUCGACUGUCAACCUCCAGCAGCAGCGUUUUGCUCACAAGGAGCUCAAGUUCGGCGUUGAGGCUCGUGCAAGCCUUCUCAAGGGCGUCGACACUCUUGCUAAGGCUGUUACCUCCACACUCGGUCCCAAGGGUCGCAAUGUCCUCAUUGACUCCCCCUACGGAUCCCCUAAGAUCACCAAGGACGGUGUGACCGUCGCUAAGGCUAUCGUGCUUCAGGACAAGUUCGAGAACCUCGGUGCCCGCCUCCUCCAGGAUGUCGCUUCCAAGACCAACGAGCUUGCUGGUGACGGUACCACCACUGCCACCGUCCUUGCCCGUGCCAUCUUCUCCGAGACCGUCAAGAACGUCGCCGCUGGAUGCAACCCUAUGGAUCUCCGCCGCGGUAUCCAGGCUGCUGUUGAGGCCGUUGUCGACUACCUCCAGGCCAACAAGCGCCCCAUCACCACCGGUGAGGAGAUUGCCCAGGUGGCUACCAUCUCUGCCAACGGUGACACCCACGUCGGUAAGCUCAUCUCCACCGCCAUGGAGAAGGUGGGCAAGGAGGGUGUCAUCACCGUCAAGGAGGGCAAGACCCUGGAGGAUGAGCUCGAAGUCACCGAGGGUAUGCGCUUCGACCGCGGCUACACCUCCCCCUACUUCAUUACCGAUCCCAAGUCCCAGAAGGUCGAGUUUGAGAAGCCCCUGAUCCUCCUCUCCGAGAAGAAGAUCUCCGCUGUCCAGGACAUCCUCCCCGCCCUUGAGGCCUCCACUACUCUCCGCCGCCCUCUGGUCAUCAUCGCCGAGGACAUUGAGGGUGAGGCUCUCGCCGUUUGCAUCCUGAACAAGCUCCGUGGUCAGCUUCAGGUCGCCGCCGUCAAGGCCCCCGGCUUCGGUGACAACCGCAAGAGCAUCCUUGGUGAUCUCGCUAUUCUCACCAACGGAACCGUCUUCACCGAUGAGCUCGACAUCAAGCUUGAGAAGCUCACCCCCGACAUGCUCGGCUCCACUGGAGCUAUCACCAUCACCAAGGAGGACACCAUCAUCCUGAACGGCGAGGGCAGCAAGGACAACAUUACCCAGCGCUGCGAGCAGAUCCGUGGUGUCAUGGCUGACCCCACCACCUCCGAGUACGAGAAGGAGAAGCUCCAGGAGCGUCUCGCUAAGCUCUCCGGCGGUGUUGCCGUCAUCAAGGUCGGCGGUGCCUCGGAGGUUGAGGUCGGCGAGAAGAAGGACCGAGUCGUUGACGCCCUGAACGCCACCCGCGCUGCCGUUGAGGAGGGUAUUCUCCCCGGUGGUGGUACCGCUCUUCUCAAGGCCUCCGCCAACGGUCUCGGUAACGUCAAGCCCGCCAACUUCGACCAGCAGCUCGGUGUUAGCAUCAUCAAGAGCGCAAUCACCCGCCCCGCUCGCACCAUCGUUGAGAACGCUGGUCUCGAAGGCUCCGUCAUUGUCGGCAAGUUGACUGACGAGUACGCCAAGGACUUCAACCGCGGCUACGACAGCUCCAAGAGCGAGUACGUUGACAUGAUCGCUGCCGGUAUCGUCGACCCCCUGAAGGUUGUCCGCACCGCUCUGGUUGACGCCAGCGGUGUUGCCUCCCUCCUCGGUACCACCGAGGUCGCCAUUGUCGAGGCCCCUGAGGAGAAGGGCCCCGCCGCCCCUGGCGGUGGCAUGGGUGGUAUGGGUGGUAUGGGCGGCAUGGGCGGCGGCAUGUUCUAAAGCCUCUGACCCUUCCCCCAUCCUCUGAAGAAUUACCAUCGAGCGUCUUUGCAUCGUAGCCUGUUCUGAUACUACUUGAAUCUGUGUAAUGUCUUUUCUUGUGUCUCUACUUGGUGUUGUUUUUUUGCCUUUUUCUAUACCUGUAUUCUCAUGGACUGUUCUCCCUCUCCCAUCUCCCCUCUUGGAGCCUGACAAAAGAGUUCCACAUCUGUACUAUAUCAUGUAUACCAUCAAUGAACUCCAUCUGAUGCAGUUCCAUUACGAGUCCCUUGCAGUGCGCUCGAAUCCUGUCUCGAUUGGCCGGAAGUAAUUUCCGUCUGACACCAAUGUAGCAGCAGCAAAUCGUCUUGGCUCUCAGACUCGAUCAGCAGGAUCGACAUGUGUUCCGAGAUUGGUUCUAAGACCCUCAAAUGUUAUAGAUCGUAAA